ACGUGACACGACGUCAAGUGGCAAUGGCGGCGGACGAGGGCUGUGCCCCCGGCCCGCCCCGUUAGGAGCCGCGAGUAAGGCGAGUGUCCAACGCCGAGCUGGCUGACAGAGCCCGGCCGCGGCCUCCGCGGGCCCAGGGGCCUCCAGGCCCCGGGACCACCGGACCGAGCACCCUGGAACGGCCCCAGCUUGGCCUCGGGACAGUCCGCGCGCUCACCGACUCCCUGGUGAACGCCGCUUGGCCGCCGCCGCCGCCGCAGGACCCACGAGAAGCGGAAACCGGCGCAAGGACCCGGUCCCCGCGGCGCCGUACCUGGAGUGAGGCUGCGCUCCGCCCCGCGCGCUCCGAUUGGCUCUGGGGCCUGGCCCGCCCCUUCCCAACACUGUCAUUGGCCUAGGCAAAGCCGUAAGGGUGGGGAAUCCUAUUGGCCCAGGGGUGCGGCUUGUCCUCUCCCGGUGCUCUCAUUGGCCGAGCGCGGCCGUUGGGGGUGAGGCCGCGUCGGGGGAGGACAACAAAGGGCCGCGGGCGGCGGGCAGUGGUGUCCCAGUCUCCCGGUGCUUCCCUCAGGCUGAGGCGCCCGGCCUCCCGCCCGCCGCGCUCCAGAUGAAGUGUGAGCACUGCACGCGCAAGGUGAGCGCCGCGGGCCGGGGAGGCGCGCGCCUGGUGCCUGUCCUGUGGGGCUCUGGGCGGCCGAGGUUGGCGGUCCGGGCCCGCCGCUCGCUUGCUUCAGGGCUCUUCAAGGCGCCCCCGGCCUCGGCACCCUGGGCCCGCUCGGCGUGGAGGCGGCCGGCACGGGGUCCGCUGCGCUCUGCAGGGCGGGUUCGGUCUUCGCGGUUCUCCCUGAACUUGUCCAUCUUUCCCACGCCCGCGAAGCGCGGAAACGAACGGAGACCGAGCCUCUCGUGCCGCGCACCACAGUCCGAGUAAACAGCGGUCGUGGCGGGAAUGAUCAGAAGCGUUUCGAGGGGGUUUUAGGCGUUUUCGGACCUGCCCCUCUGAGGGUCACCGAGCAGCCGGUGCAGGGGCGGAAGCGGGUGACGGCUGCUGACCGGCGCCUUCCGCGCUUGUCUCCAGGCCAUGGCAACAACCGCGCAGCGCAUGCAGGGGGGUUUUGUAGCUCUUAUUGCCGGAAUGGGCUCCUGUGGAUGCUGCUCUGUGGCUGGCACUUCUGCGCGUGACGCCGUGGCAGGAGGCUUCCUAACAUUCCAUGGGUCGUUCAUCCCCGGUGGUGGCUGCGUCCUAUUCUAAGUACACCUGUGUCCAGGGGAAUUCGCCUGUGGGGGGAAGGCUACAGUUGCUUCUGCUUUUUCAUUAUUGCAAACAAUGGAGAUGUGUGUGUGUCCUUAAGUACCUGUUUCACUAGAAGGGUUAGAAGGAUAGAAGGCCAGGCACGGUGGCUCAAGCCUGUUAUCCCAGCACCUUGGGAGGGGAGGCCGAGGCGGGUGGAUCACCUGAGGUCAGCAGUUCAAGACCAUCGUGGCCAACAUGGCGAAACCCCGUCUCUACUAAAAAUAUAAAAUUAGCUGGGCGUGGUGGCGCACACCUGUAAUCCCAGCUACUCAGGAGGCCGAGGCAGGAGAAUCGCUUGAACCCGGGAGGUGGAGGCUGCAGUGAGCCGAGAUUGCGCCCCUGCACUCCAGCCUGGGAAUGUAGUAAGAAAACAAAAACUGAUGACCAAGAGAAUGUGUCAGCCGAUGCACCGAGUCCAGCCCAGGAAAAUGGAGAGAAGGGAGAAUUCCACAAGUUGGCUGAUGCCAAGAUAUUUUUGAGCGACUGCCUGGCAUGUGACAGCUGUGUGACUGCAGAGGAAGGAGUCCAACUUUCCCAGCAAAAUGCCAAGGAUUUCUUCCGCGUUCUGAACCUUAACAAGAAAUGUGAUACCUCAAAGCACAAAGUGCUGGUAGUGUCUGUGUGUCCUCAAUCUUUGCCUUAUUUUGCUGCUAAAUUCAACCUCAGUGUAACUGAUGCAUCCAGAAGACUCUGUGGUUUCCUCAAAAGUCUUGGGGUGCACUAUGUAUUUGACACGACAAUAGCUGCAGAUUUUAGUAUCCUGGAGAGUCAAAAAGAAUUCGUGCGUCGCUAUCGCCAGCACAGUGAGGAGGAACGCACCCUGCCCAUGCUGACCUCUGCCUGUCCUGGCUGGGUCCGAUACGCCGAGCGGGUGCUGGGUCGCCCCAUCACUGCCCACCUCUGCACCGCCAAGUCCCCCCAGCAGGUCAUGGGCUCUUUGGUGAAGGAUUAUUUCGCCAGACAGCAGAACCUGUCUCCAGAGAAGAUUUUCCACGUCAUUGUGGCCCCUUGUUAUGACAAGAAGCUGGAGGCUCUUCAGGAAAGCCUUCCCCCUGCUUUGCAUGGCUCCCGGGGCGCUGACUGCGUGUUAACAUCAGGUGAAAUUGCUCAAAUAAUGGAGCAAGGUGACCUCUCAGUGAGAGAUGCUGCCGUCGACACUCUGUUUGGAGACUUGAAGGAGGACAAGGUGACGCGCCAUGAUGGAGCCAGCUCGGACGGGCACCUGGCACACAUCUUCAGACAUGCGGCCAAGGAGCUGUUCAACGAGGAUGUGGAGGAGGUCACUUACCGAGCCCUGAGAAACAAAGACUUCCAAGAGGUCACCCUUGAGAAGAACGGAGAGGUGGUGUUACGCUUUGCUGCAGCCUAUGGCUUUCGAAACAUCCAGAACAUGAUCCUGAAGCUUAAGAAGGGCAAGUUCCCAUUCCACUUUGUGGAGGUCCUCGCCUGUGCUGGAGGAUGCUUAAAUGGCAGAGGCCAAGCCCAGACUCCAGACGGACAUGCGGAUAAGGCCCUGCUGCGGCAGAUGGAAGGCAUUUACGCUGACAUCCCUGUGCGGCGUCCAGAGUCCAGUGCACACGUGCAGGAGCUGUACCAGGAGUGGCUGGAGGGGAUCAACUCCCCCAAGGCCCGAGAGGUGCUGCAUACCACGUACCAGAGCCAGGAGCGUGGCGCACACAGCCUGGACAUCAAGUGGUGAAGUGAGGCCAGGGCCUUCCAGCUGCUCUUGGGGCCAGAGCCAAGAGCCUCUCAGUAGAGGGAGGGGCUGCCCUGAGUGGAGUAUUAAAGACACUUAAGAAAACCGCUCAA
This is a messenger RNA of Pan troglodytes (chimpanzee), 3100 nucleotides long. RefSeq names its product nuclear prelamin A recognition factor (gene NARF). Bases 2118 to 2990 code for a protein of 290 amino acids. The transcript has 11 exons. NCBI's taxonomy places the organism in Eukaryota, Metazoa, Chordata, Mammalia, Primates, Hominidae. The record is from RefSeq and is a predicted model, not a curated record.